Molecule: messenger RNA, 1261 nt
Organism: Closterium sp. NIES-67
Lineage: Eukaryota; Viridiplantae; Streptophyta; Zygnematophyceae; Desmidiales; Closteriaceae
Source: the annotation of a GenBank genome assembly
UUUUGCGACUGAGCUGAAUAGUUUCUCCCAUUACCACUCCGCAUACUAGCUCCAGCCGCUUACCGUCCGCAUACUCUGCAAGAUCGCCUCGUAGUGCGCCCAGCCAUGGCGCUCUCGCCUCGUCUUUUCGCCGUGAUCCUCGCUGUGACUGUGGCUGCCAUGGCGGCGCUGGCUAGCGCGCAGGGAGGGGACCCGUCAUUCAACCGCAACUUCGCCUUCUCCUCGUGGUGCAAGCCGCCCUACUGCACGCGCGGGGCUGACGGCUCCGUCGCCCUCGCCGUCAACGCCAAGUCCGUUGGAGCGUUCGAGUCGACGGGCAUUUACAGCUAUGGCGUCUACUCGGUGCGCAUGAAGCUGCCCGCGGGGUACUCGGGCGGCAUCAUCCCGUGCCUGUACCUCAUCACGCCGGGCGCCGUCUCGUACCAGUCCAUCCACGACGAGAUCGACCUCGAAUUCCUCGGCGGCACGGACCCCAUGAACAUCACCAUCCACACGAAUCUUAUCACGGGCGGGCAGGUCAAGCUGGAGCAAUUCCGCUUCCCGUUUGACCCGUCGGCGGCGUUCCACACGUACACCAUCGUGUACUCGCCCGACCGCGUGGUGUGGAUGAUCGACAACACGCCCAUCCGCAUCACUGCCAGGACCCCCGGGAAGCCUUUCCCCUCCGACAACGUCAAGAUCAUGGGAUCCAUCUGGGACGCGUCGUCGUGGAGUAAGCUCAAGCCAAGCUUCGCACGCGGCCCCAUCGUGGUGCAGUACAGCAACUUCGACGUCCGCAGGACGUGCCGUGUGCCGCCCAGCGGCGCCGUGCCUCCCUGCAAGGCUUGGCGCAGCCCCGCCCGGGCGCCGUGGAUGGCAUCGCCGACAGCGGGCCAACUGGCGCGCUUUAGGCAGUACCGCCAAAGGUUUCUCGUGGCUGACUAUCCCUGGGGCCCCGCCAAGUGAGUGACUUGCAACGAAAGGAUUAGGGAGAGCAGUUUAGUUGUAGGACGGGGACGCUUACUUUCCUUUGCGUACAAGAUGCAAUUGGGGCCACUGGACUCGUUUGGUGUGACAUGGCUGGGAAUAACUAGGGAGGGCUUAGGAGCCUUAUGGGCAUACUCUGGCGAUAUGCUUUGUUGAACUAAGCACUAGGACUGGGAUUUUUUUUACUAUGUUCUAUGUGUUGGGACAGGUAGAUGCUACGAGCCUAUUCCUACGUGACAUUCUGGAUUUAGCCCCUCAAAUUUGCCUGUGAGAACAAUUUUGAUAUGAAGUAAUG